AUGACUUCUUUUAGGAUUGCAGAAACAGCAGAACAAAGAUCAUACAAUCGGCUGUUUACGAGAGAGCGAGUUAUAAUAGAGAGAUGUUCCGGGCAACUAAAACAGCGAUUUCCCAUUCUACAUAACAAAAUACGCGUCGAUACAGAAAAAGUGCCCUCUCUGAGUUGUUUUAUCUUGCAUAAUGUGGCUAAGCACCUUAAUGAUGAAGAUUUUGCUGUUGAUAUACCGGGAGAUGGCGAACAAGAAGAAAUCCAUAAUCAACAUGCUGCUGACUAUGCAGAUGGAGUGAUACAAGGCUCCUUACUGGGUCCAGCUUUCAUUGUGGUAGCUUUCAGUACUAGUCCAGAACUUCCAGAUGCUUCUUCGGUGAUUGUUUCUUCUUCAGCACAGGCUGUUGUAGUGUAAUCAACGCUUUUUUGUGGGCAACCUGCCACAACAGCACCUAAAAUUUAAAAUAUAUGCUAUUUAUAUUUAUUGACAUGUAUAUAUAUAUAUAUAUAUUAUACUCAAUCACAUCUUAUACCUACUGUAUGGAAAAACAAAAAAAUACAACUAACAUUGCAAUCGAG
Messenger RNA from Acanthoscelides obtectus, 569 nucleotides. Lineage: Eukaryota; Metazoa; Arthropoda; Insecta; Coleoptera; Chrysomelidae. The record is from the annotation of a GenBank genome assembly.